AUGGUAAGUGAUAGCGAAACAGAGAGAUCAAACAUAAAAGAAAAGAAGAAAAUAACAACUUUGGCUCCCAUUGCCAAACCCUUAGCUGGCAAAAAACUCUGCAAACGGACUCUCAAGCUCGUUCGUAAAGCGUCUGAAUCAAAAUGCUUGAAGAGAGGAGUGAAGGAAGUGGUGAAGAGCGUUCGUCGUGGCCAUAAAGGAUUAUGCAUAAUAGCAGGAAACAUUUCUCCAAUUGAUGUCAUCACUCAUGUUCCAAUCUUAUGUGAAGAGUCUGACAUUCCUUAUGUUUAUGUUCCUUCUAAAGAAGAUCUUUCUAUUGCUGGAGCCACCAAAAGGCCUACUUGCUGUGUGCUAGUGUUGACCAAGCCUACCAAGGGGGAAAUGGCCAAGGAGGUUCAAGAAAAAUUGAAGGCAGAUUAUGAUCAAGUUGUUUCUGAUGUAUCUGAACUUACAUCCUCACUUUUUUGA
Dovyalis caffra is the source of this 468-nucleotide messenger RNA. NCBI's taxonomy places the organism in Eukaryota, Viridiplantae, Streptophyta, Magnoliopsida, Malpighiales, Salicaceae. The record is from the annotation of a GenBank genome assembly.